Schizosaccharomyces osmophilus is the source of this 2220-nucleotide messenger RNA. It is a transcript of the gene ogm2, whose product is annotated as protein O-mannosyltransferase Ogm2. The transcript has a single exon. Lineage: Eukaryota; Fungi; Ascomycota; Schizosaccharomycetes; Schizosaccharomycetales; Schizosaccharomycetaceae. Gene Ontology annotation, biological process: protein O-linked glycosylation via mannose. Gene Ontology annotation, molecular function: dolichyl-phosphate-mannose-protein mannosyltransferase activity. The coding region runs from base 1 to 2220 and encodes 739 amino acids. The record is from RefSeq and is a predicted model, not a curated record. Gene Ontology annotation, cellular component: membrane; endoplasmic reticulum.
AUGUCGGCUGGGCAAAAAGAGAAUUCUGGCAAGUUGCGUCAACGUUUUCCUGGCAAAAGCAAUUCCCCAGAGAGUUCCGCCGUCGCAAAUGAAACAGAAGACUUCAAAAAACAAGACAGCGCUUCAUUUUCAACGAAAACAGAAUCUUCAUGCAGCAAACUUUUUGGAUAUGUUUUGGUCCCCCUUGUUUUGACAAUCAUCGCUGGUUUUGUUCGUACUUGGCACAUCGCCGAUAGCCCCAUGGUGAUUUGGGAUGAAGCGCAUUUUGGAAAGUUUGCAUCCUAUUAUCUCAAACAUGAAUUUUAUUUUGACGUUCAUCCUCCUUUGGGAAAAAUGCUGAAUGCUGUCGCCGGAAAGUUGGUUGGUUACGAUGGCCAGUUUGGCUUCGAUUCAGGUGCUACUUACCCCGAAGGCAUGAACUUUAAAUUUAUGCGACUUUGGAAUGCCGUUUUUGGUACCUUUUGCAUUCCUUUGGCUUAUUAUUCUGCUAUCAAUUUUGGUUACUCUUUUUGGGCCGCUACCUUGGUCGGCCUUAUGAUUGCUUUAGACAAUCAUUUGGCAACUAUCAGCCGCUUCAUUCUUUUGGAUAGCAUGCUCUUAUUUUUCAUCCUUAGUACCUUCUUUUCCCUUUCUCGAUUUCACGUCUACCGCAAGCAGCCUUUUUCGUUUUACUGGUUUAAAUGGCUCACCUUGACAGGCAUUUGCAUUGGCUGCGUAUGCAGUGUAAAAUUGGUCGGUCUCUUUAUCACCGUCGUCGUUGGCUUGUACACCGUAGACGAGCUUUUCCGACUCUUAAACAACAAAAAGGUCUCCUGGACUGCUUAUGCUGGACAUUGGCUGACUAGAAUUAUUUUCCUUAUCAUUACUCCCUUCUUUAUAUAUGCAUUGACAUUUUGGAUUCAAUUUGCUGUUUUGAGCAAGUCUGGUCCUGGUGAUGCCCAGAUGCCCUCUCUUUUCCAAGCUCGCCUUGAAGGCUCUCCACUCACUAAAAAUCCCGUCGACGUAAUGUAUGGAAGUAAAUUUACCUUAAAAAGCAGAAAUUCAGCUGGUGCUUUACUACACUCCCAUAUUCAGACCUUCCCGGGUGGAAGCAAGCAACAGCAAGUCACAGGUUAUCAUCACAAAGAUGGAAAUAAUGAAUGGAUGUUCCUUCCUGAAUACGGCGUUCAUUACGAUUUUGAAGAAAAUGAUCCUAAAAUUCCCAUCAAGGAAGGUAGCCUUGUUCGCCUUGUUCAUCCUUUUACCAACCGCAACUUGCAUACUCAUGACAUCCCUGCACCCCUCAAUCAACGCAUGUACGAAGUUUCGGGUUAUGGAUUAGGCGACAUUGGUGAUGAGAAAGAUUAUUGGACUGUGAAAAUUAUCUCGGAUUCUACUCAUAAGGAUUCUUCUUCCGUCCGCUCCUUGUCCACUGUAUUCCAAUUAUACAACCCCGUUAUGGAUUGCUAUUUGAGUUCUUCUACCUCUUCGCUUCCCGCUUGGGGUUUUGGUCAAAUUGAGAUGUAUUGCGAUCCUGAUACGGAUGCCAAUAAUGUCAAUACCCAUUGGAAUGUUGAGGAGCACAUAAAUCCACGUCUCCCCGAAGGAAGUCUGGAGGAUUAUCCUAAUUCAUUCUGGAAUGAUUUUUUUCAUCUGAAUCGGGCAAUGUUGCGUGCCAAUAAUGGUCUUGUUCCCGAUGAGGAUAAACUCGACGCUCUUCGCAGCGAUGCUUACCAAUGGCCGUUCUUAUUAGCUACUUUACGUAUGUGUGGUUGGGGUGAUGAUCAAAUUAAGUAUUUGUUGAUAGGAAACCCAUUUGCAUACUGGUUUGCUACAGCCAGUUUGUUUGGUUUUGUUUUAUUUGUUGUUGGAUCUGUUUUGGGCUGGCGUCGUCACGCUUUACAAUGGAACUCAAAGCUGUUCGAUACGGUUCACUUUGCCGGAGUCUACCCGUUUUUGGGUUGGUUUAUGAAUUAUUUACCUUACUAUAUCAUGGGACGAGUCUUAUAUGUGCAUCAUUAUGAACCCUCGUAUGCCUUCUCAGCUUUUACCGCUAGCUUUAUGGUGGACUGGUUUGCUCAGAAGCUACCUCGUGCUGCUCGUAUUACAGUUUAUUUAUUGCUUUAUGUCAUUAUCACUGCCGUCUUUAUUUAUUUCAAGGAUGUUACUUUUGGUAUGCAUGGUCCCUCCUCCAAGUUUCACCAUUUACGCUGGCUCAAGUCUUGGAAUGUCCAUGACUAG